Molecule: messenger RNA, 2914 nt
Organism: Olea europaea var. sylvestris
Lineage: Eukaryota; Viridiplantae; Streptophyta; Magnoliopsida; Lamiales; Oleaceae
Product: phosphatidylinositol/phosphatidylcholine transfer protein SFH9-like
Exons: 15
Coding region: 500-2278 (592 amino acids)
Source: RefSeq, a predicted model, not a curated record
CCUCCACGUGGCACAACAGUUUGGGAAUAUUCGCGUUAAGAUCAAAACCCAGCCUUCUUCGAAUCUCCACCGCUAAGUUGGCCGCGAGAUGGCGGUGAUAGUAGCAAUUCAUUACUGGUAGGUCUCUCGAAGAGAGAGAAACAGCAUAAAUAGAGAGAGAAAAAAGAGUUAACGCCGUACAAGUAGAUCUGCUGAAGAGAGAGAAACUAAUUAUAUAGUCUGUGAAAAAGAAACGCCGUGGAGGCACGAGAAAUGCGUUUCUAGAAAGAGAAGGAAAAAUGAAGACAGAGAUUAAUUGGAAAGCAAAAUUAACUAACUACUACUAUCUGCUCCCCAACAUGACCUAUAUACGUGUAUAAUGUAUAGGCAGUACAGAAAACAGCUGAGGAAAUAGAUCACCGAUCACCGUCAUUGUGUGAUUUAGAAGAAUUCACGAGCUUUUGGUCCUUUAUCAAUUCAGUGUCACCAAGGUAUUGAAUUGUGAAUCGGUCAAAUAAGGAUGCCAGAAAUAGUUUCGAUACAAGAAGAUGAAAAAGAGAAAAGAUCCGAUCAUGAGAUUUCUGAGAAUGAGAAACAGAGAAUUCGAAUGAGAUCUUUGAGGAAGAAAGCAUUAAAUGCUUCAACAAAAAUUACACGCACUCUCAGGAAACGCAGUAAACGGGUGGCUCAUUGUCGGUUUGCUUCAAUUUCCACAGAAGAGUUUCUAGACAAGGAGGAAGAGAAUGCAGUCAAUGCAUUUCGUCAAGUUUUGCUUGACAGAGACCUGCUUCCAGCUCGCCAUGAUGAUUACCAUAUUAUGUUGAGGUUCUUGAAAGCAAGGAAGUUUGACCUUAAUAAGACGGUCCAUAUGUGGGCAGACAUGCUCAAUUGGAGGAAAGAGAAUGGAGUAGACUCUAUUAUACAGGAUUUUGUUUACGAUGAAUCUGAAGAAGUUCGGCGAUAUUAUCCUCAUGGUUACCAUGGCGUAGACAAAGGAGGGAGGCCUGUAUACAUUGAAAGACUUGGCAAAAUUGAACCUAGUAAGCUUAUGAGCGUAACCACCAUAGAGAGGUUCUUAAAAUAUCACAUACAGGGAUUUGAAAAGACUUUUGAAGAAAAGUUUCCAGCAUGUUCUAUUAUGGCCAAGAGACAUAUAGAUUCAACAACAACAAUCCUGGAUGUAUAUGGCCUGAACUGGAUGAGUUUUGGCAAGGUUGCACAUGAUCUAGUCAUGCGAAUGCAGAGAAUAGAUGGCAACAACUACCCUGAGACAUUGAAUCAUAUGUACAUAGUUAACGCGGGUAGUGGAUUCAAAUAUUUGUGGAACUGGGCAAAAGGCUUUCUUGAUCCAAGGACAACUUCAAAAAUACAUGUUCUGGGCACCAAAUUCCAGAAUACAUUGUUGGAAGUUAUAGACUCUAGUCAAUUGCCAGAUUUUCUUGGUGGCUCCUGUUCAUGCCCAAAUGAAGGUGGAUGUCUUAGAUCUGACAAGGGACCCUGGAAUGAUCCAGAGCUUAUUAAGCUGGUACAUGCUUUACAUGCUGGUGAAGCGACUUAUCCAAAAAAAAUUACCAGUUUUUCAGAGGAUGACGAUGAUUUAGAGAUCAAGCUAAUAGGUUCAAAGGACACGGAAAAUGAAAUUGUUCCUGAUGGGCCAGAUUCUGGUUUACAAGUCUCUUCUCACAGUACCAUGCAGACAAUUCCACUUGGUGAUAAUCUGACUCAGGAAACAGUAGGGAGACCUUCAUCUUUACGUGGCAAGAUUGGACCUAAACAUGCGGAUAGAGUUGAAAAUCAUUGUCCUUCAAUAGAUUUGACUAGGCAUGUCCCCGGAAGAAGGCAUGUUCUCAUAGUCAGAUUUCUUGCAUGCAUAUCUUUGUUGCUUUCUGGGCUGGUUAGAAGAUUUUUCACAAAGGCAAAUUCAGAGAACUUAGUGAAAAAUCUGAGAGGAACACAUUCUGCAAAUUCAAAUUCGCAAGAACAACCUGUUUCACGGCCAAAUAGUAAGGAGCUUCUCCAUCCAUGCUGUGAGAAGUUGCAACAUUUAGAGAAUGUCGUCACCGAACUGUUGAAGAAACCUUCAAAAAUUCCCCCAGAGAAGGAUGACAUCCUACUUGAAUCUUUGAAUCGCAUAAAAUCCAUAGAGCACGACUUGCAGAAGACUAAAAAAGCAUUGUUUGCAACCACUUCAAAACAACUAGAGCUUUCUGAGUCAUUGGAGACUCUAAAGGAAUCCAGUCUAAAUGGGACGAGAUCUUGUUGGCUACAAAGCAGCAAGUCGUUACCUCCCAGAACCUGACGCUUGAAGUAUCAAAGAGAAACUCUUUCUUUGAUAUGAACCCCUCUAGGUACUUUUUUUUUCCUUGUGACCUUCCAACCCAAAUUAAGACCAGUAGAUCGGCGUGAUUACUAGUCAGAAGUUCAAUAUGUGGCACUCCACGGGUAAUUCAAGCUUUUUCUUGUUGAAGUUGGAAAUUGUUUAGCCAUGUUCAGUAUAGUUGCCGUUGAAAAUUCAAUAAAUUAGGCUUGAAAUUCUCAGCCACUGGAAGACUUUGGAAAACAGAUGACAGUUAGUAUGCUUGCCACCCAAUUGAUUAGUUGGUAAAGUCUAUUUUACUGAUUUUCAACAUCAACCGUAGUGUUGGCGAGAAGUUACCGAACAAUUUCCAGUGUCAACAUGUCUCUAACUCUCUCUCUUUCUCUCAAUGAUUUUUUUUUUUUCAGGUUUCAACAGUGGCAGUUUCAAGCAUCAAACACAGAUGAAGAUUGCAAUAAAUUGAUAUACCAUACAAUUAUUUGUUCAUAGUUUACAUUUUCUGGAAGCAAACUGUGUAUUCACUUUAAAUCCAAAUUUUGUCAGCUACAGAUAAUCACAUGCAAUAUACUGACAAAGAGUUUGGGGGAAUUUCUCCUGACAUUUCUCCAUGAAUUCUCA